Molecule: messenger RNA, 1995 nt
Organism: Salarias fasciatus (jewelled blenny)
Lineage: Eukaryota; Metazoa; Chordata; Actinopteri; Blenniiformes; Blenniidae
Product: CXXC-type zinc finger protein 4-like
Exons: 2
Coding region: 57-695 (212 amino acids)
Cellular component (GO): nucleus
Molecular function (GO): zinc ion binding; methyl-CpG binding
Source: RefSeq, a predicted model, not a curated record
AGCACGGACAUACAACCUCACUUCCUGUCGCACAGGCAGCCGCGCACCAUCACCCCAUGGCGCCCGGCAACGGGAACUUCCUUCCCGGGUACGGCGCCGGGGCAGAUUGCGGUGGCAUGAACAAGCAGGGACACGCCCACACGGACAUGAUGGGCCUGUCAGAGGGAGGGAGCGGCAAUGGGGGCGGGGUUAUGGGUGGCAGCUUCCUGGGGGGGCUUGGAUUACCCCCUGGGGUCAUCGUCAUGGCGAUGGGGUCGGCGGGGGGCGGGAUAACGGACGCCAGCAGCGCUUUCCAGAUGACGGGCGGCCAGCGGGCGCUGACGGACUGCCAGCAGCACACUAACUCCUCCCCCUGCCCCUCCUCCUCCUCGCCCUCGUCAUCCGGUGUGGCCACGGCGGCAGCGGCGGCGGCGGCGGCCGGCGGGACUGGGGGCGGGGUCUCCCUGUCCUCUUCCUCGUCCUCCUCCUCGGGGACGGUGGCGAAGAGGAAGAGGAAGCGCUGCGGGGUGUGCGGACCGUGCCGGCGCCUCAUCAACUGCGGCGUAUGCUCGUCCUGCCGCAACCGCAAGACGGGUCACCAGAUCUGCAAGUUCAGGAAGUGUGAGGAGCUGAAGAAGAAACCCGGAGGGGGAGGGGGGAUGCUGGAGCGGCCGCCGUCCGUCCCGACCGGCGAGGCGUUCCGCUGGUUCUUCUGAUGGUCUCGGGUCUGGACCAGGACAGGUCUGCUCCAGGAGGAGGAGGAGGAACCCGCCACCGUCCCGAGGUUGUGGUCGGCUCGCCGCGUUGGCGGUUGCCACGGUUACGGCCUCUUUGCCCCGUUUUCCGAGGGUUGCUAUGGCAACGAUAUCAGCCUGGCGAUAGCGCUGCUCGGGAGUUAGCGUUACGUCGCUACAUCUCCACGUUCCACAUUCGAGAACUUCAGAGAAACAAUGUUGAAGUGUCAGAUUCUUCCGAACGAUCACCAGGAAAUUUGAUCUCCACUAGUUUUUGGUAAAAUCUAAAGUUUUGGACUCUAGAAGUGCUGACAGAACGUUCUCCUCUGAUCGAGGACGACCGUUGACAGAACGUUCUCCUCCGAUCGAGGACGACCGUUGACAGAACGUUCUCCUCUGACUCCGACGUGACGAAUGUGGUUCCUCAGAAAGCGAAUCUCAAUGCCGGAUCAGAAUCUGGACUAAAAGUUCUCAAUGAGAAUCAGUGAAAAACCAAACCGAUUGUUCUCAAACUCCUUGGACUGUUUUAGAACCGGACCUGCCGCGGUCCGAACAGAACCUCAGUGACGAAGCUGCUCCUCCUCCUCUUCCUCCUCCUCCACAAAUACAAUCUCCACUGUAGCCAAACUGAGAACAUUCAGGACUCCAGCAGAACCGACCCGAACCAGACGCUGACGAAACCUCCAGAGAAAAGAAGGAACGAACGGAACAGACCCAGCGACCUCGGCAGGAAGGGGUCCAGGACUGUUCCCAACCAGGACCAGAACGUCACCACUGUAGGACUACAGCUACCACAUCACUGUUACCCGUCUUCUGUCUACCUCCUCAAGAACCUUCAAGGCACCUUGCUUGUUUUUCUUUCCUUCAUGUCAGUGCGACUGGUUCUGGUUCUGAGUUCUCCGCAGUCCGCCGGGUUCCCGGGGGGUUCUGAUGAAAAGUUCUCAGGGCGCAGUCACUCCUCCAGGUUUGUUCCUUUUUUUGUAUCUGGAUGGUUCUUAUUGUGAAUCGUUGAAAACGACGUUCUAAAGCAAAGACCUCCUCGGCACCUUCAGUCCGAAACCCCAGAGAUCCCGACCGGGGCCCGGAGGAGGGCUCAGAACCAGUCUUCUCUGUUCCGUAGUUCCACAUGAAACAGGAACCAGAAGAGUUUAAAGGCAGCAGAAGAACCCAGAGAACCCGGAGGGUCUCUGGGAGAACCGAACAGGAAGAGACCAGAACAGUUCAUAUGUGAAGCACUCGUCAUUUCCAACACGCCUGGAAGUCGCCACAACAUCAGGAACCG